This is a messenger RNA of Opisthorchis viverrini, 468 nucleotides long. RefSeq lists its product as hypothetical. The coding region runs from base 89 to 406 and encodes 105 amino acids. Lineage: Eukaryota; Metazoa; Platyhelminthes; Trematoda; Opisthorchiida; Opisthorchiidae. The transcript is spliced from 4 exons. The record is from RefSeq and is a predicted model, not a curated record.
UUCGCAUUGAUUAAAUCAUACGUGACCUUGAAGCCCUGUGAUACACUCGACAAGACCACAUCCUGCUGUAAAAAAAACGCGAUAAAGCAUGACUGACCAUACAACAAUGUUCAUCCCCACCAGUUGUCUCAAGCUAAUUUUCGUCUUGAUUAGUUUGGGAGUCUUUAUUUAUUGUGCAAACGGGUCUGCUUUUAUUGUUCCCGUGAAGUACGACGAGCGAGGUCUUCCUUUUGUCGAAUAUGGGGAACACAAGUACCCAAUCAAGGAAGAUAGGGAUAUCAACUUUCGAGACGAAAAUGGAUGUACCGUUCACCUAGAUCUUCGUCUACCUACGAUGGAUGAAAUGGAAAUGGAAACCGGAUUUGUCCAGGGAUCUCUGUUGUGUCUCCGAAACGACGAUUACUGACGGAGUAGACGAUACAGAUUAUUAGUAUUGAACGUUAAGUAGCAUUAAUAUACUGGUCCUUA